CUUUCUUCAACGACUAUCGCUAUUAUAAUUCACGGCACCUUUCUCGAUCCACUCACCGAAACUCCUGCAUCAACUGCUAUCAUGAGGAAUACACUGUAAACAAAAAAUGACUCAAGUCAGCGCAUGGAUGACCAGCCAAUUUCAACCACACUACAACAUAUCAGCAACAUAUCUGUCGCAAUACAACGACAUUGCCCUUUGCCAUAUCCUACGCGAUCGCUUUUCAGAAGAAAGUCCGUACGUCGAAAAUGAAGAAAUGACAAAAGCAAUGUCAUCAUCAUCUUGUGUGUUGAUAUUGCCACGGUUUGUUUAUGUGGCAGCAGUACGUAGUUGUGCUUUUUCCCGCAUUGUGGGUGAAAUUGUAUAUGUUGAACGGCACUUCAUCGUCGAGUCCAGCCAAGUUCACCAAAAAUCAUUUGGCUGUGCAGUUGUUGAGAUAUGUUCGUCCCAUCCACGGCUGGACCGUGCGUGGGUUUAUCGCCAACAAGGUUUCGCGUUUAACGGGGACCAUACGUGCUCAUCCUCUCCAUUCCGAUCAUGUACCUUUGAAAACAAGUAUAUCUCGGUGACAAUCAACUCCUCCAACAACAAUCAGACAGAAAUCAAAAAAAUUACACAUAGUAAAAAAAAAAAGAGGAAUGUAUUCCACAAAGACAAGUGUGCGCAAUAGUAAAGAUGUUGCUUUUUGUUAAGGAGGGGAUCACAAUAUUUAAAAAUACUUUUUUGUUUUUUAUUUUUUUUCAAGUAGCAGUAGUAGUAGUUGUCGAUGCUGCUGGAGCUGUUUUCUUUACGCCCGAAGAGCACGUCUAUCUUCCUUGGUUUGAGCCUUGAAACCAGUCUUGAUAGCAGAGACGGAUCGUGUAGAACCGCAAGACUCGCACUGCACAAAGUACAAUCGGUUGUCCUUGCUCAAAAUUGUAUCAGGGGAUUUACAAGUUUUGCAAGUAACGUA
Molecule: messenger RNA, 952 nt
Organism: Zychaea mexicana
Lineage: Eukaryota; Fungi; Mucoromycota; Mucoromycetes; Mucorales; Lichtheimiaceae
Exons: 3
Coding region: 107-670 (187 amino acids)
Source: RefSeq, a predicted model, not a curated record